AUCCCUGCCAGUGCUGCAAACUUGGCCUGGAAGGCGCAUGGGUUUUGCUGCUGCUGCUUGAGUUUUCGGUACCUGAAGGUCACCGCAUUGUUGAAAACGUCUCCGUUGGUUGAACACUUAGUUUCACCUGCUUCUCCGCAGCCAUGGCGGCAUCUGUCAGUUUGUUAAAGCGGCUGUCCUGCAACGAUAUAACUUUUCAAUCUUUAGGUUCAACAGUGAACCCAGCAAAGCGGUUGGCCCCGUCUUGUUUUUCCUCUGCCUCCAGUUUUUCCCCUCAACCAAAAGCGGCUUUGAGACCAAAAGCCAGUUUGUCAAAGGGAUGGGGCUGGCGGAGAACUCCGCUCGCACCACCAGCGAGAAAGGGUGUGAAUAUGGAGAAAGGGAUGGCAAGUCGAAGUUGGCGGUGCCAAAGUCAGGAGCUGGACAGUGUUGAAGAAACAGCCGAGAAACCCGACACCUCAGAACCUGUAUUCGAAGAGGAGCCGUCCCCAUCCACUUCAGGCUCCUCCGAUGCCGAAUUCCCUGCACCCACAAAGAAACUGAACCAGCGCCUGGCGCUCGCUUCGGUAGCGGUGGCAGUGGGCAUGUUUGUUGCGACGCGGGGGGCCGGUGCUGGCCCCGACUUAAACCAGCUAGCGGCUGGGGCAAUGCAGUAUGAUGCAGCAAUUACGAACGGAAGGCCGACGGUCGUGGAGUUCUAUGCGGAUUGGUGCGUGGUGUGCCGGGAGAUGGCAAAGGAGGUGUACCUUGCAGAACAGAACUACAAAGACAAGGUAAACUUCGUCUUGCUCAACAUCGACAACAAGCGCUGGGCGGAGGAGGUGGAAGAGUACGGCGUCGGGGGGAUCCCCCAUUUUGUCUUCUUGGAUAGCGACGGGGUAGAAGAGGGGUCCGCAGUCGGGAAGCUGCCCCGGUCAAUUCUAGAAGAAAACCUGGCAGCCAUGGCUAGAGGGGACAAGCUGUUGCCGCACUCAGGAGUUGUGGGUCGUGUUACUGAACCGGGGCAAAGGCCGGCGGGGUUCACGGCUCCUGCAGUGGUUGAACCAAGGACGCAUGGUUAGACAAAUUGGAUAGAUGGUUACUUGACAACGCUUCGUGUUUGAUAAGAGUUGGUUGAGGUAUGGUCUGAAGAUCUGAGAUGGCCUUGAAUGCAUAUCAAAAUUGAUCAAACAAUCAAGUCAUUGAGGUUCGAAUCGACAACGAGAAUCAGUCCGACUAAUUGUGACCCCCCUUUGGUAAAGUGUGUAGUCCAAGCAAUGCUCUGAUUCUAUACAUUUGGCGGGCAUUGCGGUAGCAAGGCCUGCAGCACGGAUAUGCAUGCUCG
This is a messenger RNA of Klebsormidium nitens, 1324 nucleotides long. The record is from the annotation of a GenBank genome assembly. NCBI's taxonomy places the organism in Eukaryota, Viridiplantae, Streptophyta, Klebsormidiophyceae, Klebsormidiales, Klebsormidiaceae.